Messenger RNA from Raphanus sativus (radish), 434 nucleotides. Its product is annotated as serine/threonine-protein kinase PCRK1-like. Gene Ontology annotation, biological process: protein phosphorylation. The transcript has a single exon. The coding region runs from base 30 to 434 and encodes 134 amino acids. Lineage: Eukaryota; Viridiplantae; Streptophyta; Magnoliopsida; Brassicales; Brassicaceae. Gene Ontology annotation, molecular function: protein kinase activity; ATP binding. The record is from RefSeq and is a predicted model, not a curated record.
GUUUAUGUAACAACUUCAGUAGGUCCUUGAUGAUCGGCGAAGGCGGCUUCGGUGGCGUGUUCCGCGGCACCAUCCAAAGCCCCGAAGACUCUCGUCGUAGAAAGAUCGAAAUCGCGGUUAAACAGCUCAGCAGAAGAGGGUUACAGGGGCAUAAAGAAUGGGUGACGGAAGUGAACGUGUUAGGAGUAGUUGAGCAUCCGAAUCUCGUGAAGCUGAUCAGUUACUGCGCUGAGGAUGAUGAGAGAGGGAUCCAACGGCUGCUUGUUUACGAAUACGUGCCGAACAGAAGCGUUCAAGACCAUUUAUCUAACCGUUUUGUACUCACCCCUCUCCCUUGGUCGACAAGAAUGAAGAUUGCUAUAGACACCGCUCGUGGACUCUCCUUAUCUUCAUCACGGCUUGGAGUUUCAGGUCUCUUUCUCCUUUUAAAUUAA